Eleginops maclovinus (Patagonian blennie) is the source of this 524-nucleotide messenger RNA. Its product is annotated as sodium- and chloride-dependent neutral and basic amino acid transporter B(0+)-like. The record is from RefSeq and is a predicted model, not a curated record. The transcript has 5 exons. Gene Ontology annotation, cellular component: plasma membrane. Gene Ontology annotation, biological process: sodium ion transmembrane transport; glycine import across plasma membrane; synaptic transmission, glycinergic. Bases 135 to 452 code for a protein of 105 amino acids. Gene Ontology annotation, molecular function: glycine:sodium symporter activity. NCBI's taxonomy places the organism in Eukaryota, Metazoa, Chordata, Actinopteri, Perciformes, Eleginopidae.
CUAAAAUAAAGGGAAAAGUCACAAGACCAAAACUAUUAAACUUAACAUAAUUUCCGAGAUAUGACACUUAUGAAUAUUUAUAAUAUUUCUACCAGUGUGUUUGCAGGCUUUGCCAUUUUUCAAUUUUGGGUCAUAUGGCUCACAUCUAUGGAAAGCCUGUUGCAGCAGUGGUGAAGGAAGGAUUUGGCCUGGCAUUCAUUGCGUAUCCAGACGCCUUGGCUAAACUUCCCAUUUCCCCUCUCUGGUCCAUCUUGUUUUUUUUUAUGUUUGUCAUAGUGGGCUUGGACUCUCAGUUUACAAUUUUAGAGGUGAUCACCACCUGCCUGACGGAUGCUUUCCCUGCAAUCUUCAAAUCCAAACGUAUCUCAUUGACUAUCGGGACAUGUGUCACUGUCUUCCUCUUGGGCCUGCAAUGUUUCACAAGGGCAGGAAUAUACUGGGUGACUGAUUGACCAGUUUGCUUGCGGUUGGGUUCUGAUCAUUUCGGCUUUAACAGAAAUCAUUGGCUUCUGUUACAUAUAUGG